CUCUCAAUCUGAGUCUCUAGCGGGCGACUAACCUCCACCGGAGUAAACAGAUUGAGGCCUUAACAAACAAAACCUCCACUACCGGAGUAAAUCUGGUACAGAAUAGUAAGUUGGCUCCUCGACUAAAGUCACCAACUCCCUACCUUCAAUCAAGGAUACUCUAUCAACCUAGGCAGAUAUUCUCAUUCUAGGUUAAAGCAGAAACAACAGGAAUUUGAUCAGGAUUCAAGUCAUUCAAUCAUUAAAACCUCAAUCGAAUAUAAUCAAUCACAGAAUCAGUACUUGGGUUCAUACAAUCAAAGCCUAACAUACAAAUCUAGGAUUCUCCAUACCCAGAUGAAUGGGAGAACUACUCCAUGGAGAAGAAAGCAAAAUCAGAAUCAGACACGGAAUUCAUACUGCGAAGGACGGAUUCCGGCUCCUGGACGUUGAUUGGCACUUCUCCAAGCUCAAGCUGGCCUCCAACGGUGUUGAAGAUCAAUCUAGGGCACUUGGGAACUCUUGCUCAUCACUUUCUCUCUCUAGGAAUCGUUCUAUCUCUCAAAAACUCGAAUCCCCUGACUUGUGGCUGAAAAUCUGCUUAAAGCAUCAGUGGCCAAAGCACGGUCGAGGGCACGGCCGUGUAAUGCCUCAGCCCGCCCGUGUUUUGGCUAGUGUUAAUUACACUAGGAGAAACACGGCCGUGCUUCGCAUUGGACACGGCUGUGCUUUGGUGGAACACGGCCGUGCUUUGUCUCGGCCCUGCCCGUGUAAUCAGCUCAGCUCUCGCCAUAAAAAGCACGGCCACCAGAACACGGCCGUGUAAUGAUUUAGGUGUGCCCGUGUUUUGGCUCCAGCUCACCGAAAUGACUUCCGAUUGCCCCGAAACUCGCGCUUAGCCUUCCCUUUGACACCUGGGACCUGAAACAUGACAAAAUAGCACAACCCGGCGUAAAAUAGGCCACAAUACACAACUAUGCCCCUCAAACGGAUGAGAACUAGGGGCGCAAAUAUGUGCAAUUACAUCGUUAUCAAACUCCCCCACACUUAACCGUUGGCUUGUCCCCAAGCAAACCUAACUCAAACCAAUGCAACUCUCCAGACCUCUAUAGCAGCAAACAACCCAGAUCGUAGAUAGUGGACUUCCUAGGUCAAUUAGCAACUUACGAGGUCAACCGACGCACAAGUAAUCUCAUAGCUUCUUCGGCGAGAGCACUAGUAUCGAGUCGGCAUCAUGGCAAAUAGUGAAUAGAGGACAAAUGAAUUGUGGAUGGUGAGAUUCUCAAAAACAAAAGACCAUGGACUCA
Linum trigynum is the source of this 1286-nucleotide messenger RNA. The record is from the annotation of a GenBank genome assembly. Lineage: Eukaryota; Viridiplantae; Streptophyta; Magnoliopsida; Malpighiales; Linaceae.